This is a messenger RNA of Alosa sapidissima (American shad), 1741 nucleotides long. RefSeq names its product MARCKS-like 1a (gene marcksl1a). The transcript has 2 exons. The record is from RefSeq and is a predicted model, not a curated record. Gene Ontology annotation, biological process: actin filament organization; central nervous system development. Gene Ontology annotation, molecular function: calmodulin binding; actin filament binding. The coding region runs from base 227 to 850 and encodes 207 amino acids. Lineage: Eukaryota; Metazoa; Chordata; Actinopteri; Clupeiformes; Clupeidae. Gene Ontology annotation, cellular component: cytoplasm; plasma membrane.
UUGUAGCUGAGAGGGUUUCAGUCUGUUCCGUUACGUUGAAGGCACAGGGCACACUUGGACUAACUUUUUAAUCGUUUAACACUUAAAACCGACGCAGGAGUGAAUAUCGGCGGAUUUUAACCUGCAAAACUUAAUCCAUCGCCACCGGGUUGGGGAAUUUUAAUACAUUUCGUCUGCUGGAUUUUUGUUAAUUUAGUUUUUAUUUCAACAAAAGAACUCAAAGAAAAUGGGAGCUCAGUUGUCCAAGGGUGGAGUAGCUGUGGAUGGUAAAGCAGCGGGUGAUUCGGCAUCUGCCAAAACGAAUGGCCAGGAGAACGGCCAUGUCAAGACCAACGGUGAUGUCUCUGCCAAGCCAGACGGCGAAACAGUAGCUGCUGAUGGUAAUGGCACUGCUGAGGUCACCAAGGAGACUGAGGCUGCGGCCGGCGACUCGAUCGAGCCAGCACCCGCACCUGCCGAAGGGGAGACUGAAGCCAAAGCAGAUGGCGAGGCCGCCAAGGAUGGCAAGAAGAAGAAGAAGUUCUCCCUGAAGAACUCCUUCAAGUUCAAGGGCAUCUCCCUGAAGAAGGGUAAGAAGGGCAGCGAGGAGGCCGCUUCACCCACGACCGAAGAGGCCAAGCCAGAGGAGAACGGCCACGCCGCCGAGCCCAGCGCCGAAGCCGAGGCCGCUGCUCCGGCCGCCGAAGCCACAGAGGCUGCCCCCGAGGCAGAGGCCGCCGAGGCCAAGCCUGAAGAGCCCGCCGCCGCCCCCAGCGAGGAGGCCCCACCUAGCGAGGAGCCCGCUGCAGCCGCCGCCGAGGAGACGACGCCCGCCACCGACGCCUCUGAACCUGAGCAGAAGGCGGAGUGAUGGGCGACAGUGGCCCAUUGACAGGACUGUUUUCUGUUUGCUUUUGUUUUUUUUGUUUUCUUUUUUUUCCAUUUGUUUGUUUUUGAUUUUUUUUUGUUUUCUUUUAAUUUUUUUGUUUGUUUACUGUUUGUUUUAGUUUUUACAAUUUCUUCCUCCAAGAUUGAAAUAUAUAAAUAUAUAUAAGAGACUUGUGCCACGCUGAGGGCCGUCUGGCGGAAGAGGAGAGGGCCAAUAGCCACGCGGAUCACCUUUUGACCUCCGACCCCUCACACAUGACUCAGAGGGAACCACGCGGGACAACACUUUUUAACGGAACGCACCAGGAGUAUUGACAGAUUUUCCCCAGACGUACGGAAAAGGCAUCUAUAGAGACAGUGUGGUAGCCCUGGCAUCGGAAAAAGGCAUCUGUAGAGACAGCGUGGUAGCCCUGUAACUCUCAUUUUUUCUUUUCCUUUCUUUUUUUUUUAUGGCCUCCAGGGAUCUUAACCCUGCCAACAGGUGGGGCAUGACAAAGACCCUCCCAUCCCCCCCCAACCUCGCUCCGCAUGAAGUCAAGUAUCUUAAUUCAUUUUUAAAGUUCUACAUUCCUACAUUUUCCACUGAGAAUAUUUCCAGUAUUUAGUCAUGUAUUGAAGGAGGACUCCAGGGAGGGGAGUUGGCUUGAUCUCUCUGUGUUUUUAAGACUCCACUUGGUGUCAGCCAUGUUCACAUGUUAUAACGUUUAUGACGUAGGGGUGUACAAAACGUGAGCCUUGAUUAUUUUUUUCUUUUUGUCUCUGUACAUAACGUUCUGGUUUUAUUUUCUUUUAUUUUGCUAACGUUGAAAUAUGCUUAUGGUUUAAUUGUAACAUUUAAAUAAGGGCAAAUAAAUGUUGGAUCCCCUCAAUUUUC